Messenger RNA from Triticum turgidum subsp. durum (durum wheat), 2070 nucleotides. NCBI's taxonomy places the organism in Eukaryota, Viridiplantae, Streptophyta, Magnoliopsida, Poales, Poaceae. The record is from the annotation of a GenBank genome assembly.
AUGGACUCGCUGCUCCGCGCGCUCGCCUUGCUCGCCGCCCGGCUGCUCGCCGCGCCGCGCACGCCGUCGCAGCCGCGGAACUUCGCCGCGCUCGCGCGCCGCCUCGCGCUGCUCAGCGCACUCCUCGACUCGCUCCUCCUCGACGCGCCGGACCGCUUCUCCGACGCCGCCAACCUCUGCUUCCGCGAGCUCUACGUCGUGCUCUUCCGCGCCGACCUGCUCGUCUCUUACGUCGCCUCCGCCGGCCGCGCGUGGGCGCUGCUCCGGGGCGCGCACCUCGCCGCCUCCUUCCGCGACCUCGACGCCGAGCUCGCCGUCGUCCUCGACGUCAUCCCCGCCGCCUCCAUCCGCCUCUCGCACGACGCGGCUGGCCACCUCGACCUCCUCCGCUCCCAGUGCCGCCGCCGAGCGCCCGCCCAGUACCACGACCCGGACGAGGCUGCGCUACGCGACCGCCUCCUCGCCGCCGUCCAACAGUUCGAGCUCGGCCAGCCGCCUGAUACCUCUCCGCUCAAACCGCUCCUCUCCGACAUCGGCAUCUCUGACUCCGCAUCUUGCCAAGCUGAAAUCGGCUACCUUGAGGAACAAAUCUUGAGUCAAGAAGAGGAUACCGACCUCCUGCUCGUCGGUGGUGUUCUCGCCUUGCUCCGCUACAGCCUCUUCUCGCAGUUCGACCCUGGCAACGCAAAGUUGGCCCGGUAUUGGCCGUCGGCGGGAAACUUGCAGCGGCUUCCAUCGUGGGGCGGCGGCUGCGACGACACCUCCUUCUCGGUGCCCAAGGAGUUCUCCUGCCCGAUUUCUUUGGAUUUGAUGCGCGACCCUGUGGUGGCGUCCACCGGCCAGACGUAUGACCGGCCAUCAAUCAUACAGUGGAUCGGGGAGGGCCAUUCCACCUGCCCAAAUUCAGGGCAGGCGCUGGCAGACAAUCGCCUUGUGCCGAAUCGUGCACUCCGCAGUUUGAUAUCACAGUGGUGUGGGAUGUAUUGUUUCCAGUAUGAUUCCCCAGAGAGCAACGAGGGGAUGGCCGAAUGCGUCGCCGCCGCGUGCAGCAGCAAGGCGGCAAUCGAGGCGAAUAAGGCCACAGCCAGGAUUCUGGUCAGGAUGCUGGUGGAGAGUUCAGAUAGCUCAAAGGCAGUCGCUGCCAAGGAAAUUAGGUUGCUGGCCAAGGCUGGGAAGCAGAACAGAGCGUUCAUCGCCGAGCUCGGUGCAAUCCCGUUGCUCUGCAGGCUGCUCCUGUCAUCAGAUCAGAUAGCGCAAGAGAACGCAGUGACGGCGCUGCUCAAUCUCUCCAUUUACGAGCCGAACAAAACGCGGAUUAUGGAACAGGAGGGUUGCUUGUGGCUUAUCGUCAGCGUGUUGCAGAAUGGCUGGACUACAGAGGCCAGAGAGAAUGCAGCAGCAACUCUGUUUAGUCUCUCCGUGGUCCAUGAUUACAAGAAGAUGAUCAUGAAUGAGCCAGGGGCUCUGGAGAAGCUGGCUUGUAUGCUGAAAAAAGGGUCGCCAAGGGGGAGGAAAGAUGCAGUGAUGGCACUUUUCAACCUCUCAACUCAUGCAGAAAGCUCAGCUCGGAUGCUUGAGUCAAGUGCAGUUGUAGCUUUAAUCGAGUCACUGAGGAACGACACCGUGUCGGAGGAAGCUGCCGGUGCUCUGGCUCUGCUCAUGAAGCAGCCUUCUGUUGUGCAUCUUGUUGGGAGCUCUGAAACUGUGAUCAGUAGCCUCGUUGGAUUAAUGAGACGGGGAACUCCAAAGGGCAAGGAGAAUGCAGUGUCCGCUCUAUACGAGAUAUGUCGCCGUGGUGGCUCAACAUUGGUUCGGAGAGUAGCAAAGAUUCCGGGGUUGAAUACGGUAAUACAGAACAUCAUGCUCACUGGAACAAAGCGCGCCAAGAAGAAAGCAAGCUUGAUCGUCAAGAUGUGCCAAAGAAGCCAAAUGCCGUCAGCAAUGUCGCUAGGGACUAGCUUGAGGGUGGUUGAUCAUUCUUUGGUAGGUAACAGCUCGUUGAGGCGUGCUGCGAGCUUUGGCAGUGGAGAGUUGUCGAAUCCCGUUUCGAUAUCAGUGCACGUGCCCUAG